Camellia sinensis is the source of this 1890-nucleotide messenger RNA. The record is from RefSeq and is a predicted model, not a curated record. Lineage: Eukaryota; Viridiplantae; Streptophyta; Magnoliopsida; Ericales; Theaceae.
ACUAUGUACUUCCCAGCUCUUUCCUUAUUCAUAUCAUAUCCAAGGAAUGCUUCUAUUCAUUAUUCUCGACCUGCAAUGACUUCUCAUUUCUCCGAUCAAAGACAGGGUUUGAAUUUUUUAUUUUUUUAUUUUUAAUUUUUCCUGGAGCGAUCCUACUGAUACGCAAUCAAGGACCUUCUAUUCUAUCUAGGUAUUGCUAUUGCUUUUUAAGUAAACAUGCAACCUGGUGUUGAAGCAGAUUCUGUUUCUAUUACAAUUGGUAUUGAUGAAAAGCUCACUCAAAUCUCACCUUCACCAUCGGAGUGUUGUAUAUUUAGAGUACAUAAACAACUACGUGGGGUAAAUGAGAAGGCCUAUGAACCAGAGACUGUUGCAAUAGGUCCUUACCACCGUGGUAAACAUAGCCUACAGAUGAUGGAGGAGCAUAAGUUGCGCUAUUUGAAAUUACUUCUUAAAAGAAAAAAUGAGAGUAGUGCAGAUAAAUACGUCACUGCUAUUGCAUCGCUAGAACAAGAAGCACGUAGAUGUUAUGCUGAACCAAUAAGCCUUAGUCCUGAUGAAAUGAUUGAAAUGUUGAUAUUGGAUGGUUGCUUUAUCAUUGAAUUGGUGUGGAACUUUGAGAUUGCAUGCCUUAGAGAUAAAAAUGAUCCUAUUUUUAAAAUGGACCAGAUCGAUAAUAGCUUGCAACGCGAUUUAAUGUUAUUUGAAAACCAACUGCCCUUCUUUAUACUCUAUGAGUUAUUUGACUUGAUCGAGAUUCCAAACAACCAUAACAAGCUCAUUCGUCUUGCCUUGUGUUUUUUCAGUGAUCUUUUACCAGAUCGAGGUCAUUCAGACCUUGGCAAGAAUGAUUCUAUUUUUCAAAUGGAUUGGAUUGUUAGUAGCUUGCAGCGCGAUUUAAUGCUAUUUGAAAACCAGUUACCAUUUUUUAUACUCCGCAAGUUAUUUGACAUGAUCGAGGUUCCAAACCAACAUAACAGGCUCAUUUAUCUUGCCUUGUGUUUUUUUCGUGAUCUUUUACCUGGCCCCGGUUAUAGAGAACGUAUUGAUGGAAACUCACACUUCAAUAUCAGGCAUUUACUUGGGUUGAUUCACAAUAAUUGGCUUCCUUCAUUUGCAGGGAUUGUUCCCAACGGAGAUGGCUCAAAUAAAAAAGGAAAUUGGCGUUUCAUUCCUAAUACCAUAGAGCUUCAAGAAGCUGGAGUCAAACUAGUGAAGAUUGAAGGAGCUAGCUUAUUUGAUAUCAAAUUCGAAUAUGGGGUAAUGAAGAUUCCACCUUUAACCAUUGAAGACAGGACUGAGUCAUUCUUCAGAAACCUCACUGCGUACGAGCAAUAUUGUCCAGAUAAUCAACUCACUUAUAUUACUGAUUAUGUGGGAUUCAUGGAUUGCCUCAUCGACUCUCCAAAAGAUGUUGAAAUACUAUCUCGCCGUGGAAUCAUUGAUAAUUGGUUAGGCGACGAUGAAGUGGUUUCCACGAUAUUUAACAAGUUCAGUGACGCAGUAACAGGGCCUACCAGCCAUUUCCAGUAUGCUGAUAUUGUCAACCGGGUGAACAUACAUUGCGGCAAACGUAGGAAUCGGUGGAUGGCGAUGUUGAACCGGAACUAUUUAAAUAGCCCAUGGGCAUUUAUUUCGAUUCUGGCUGCUUUGGUACUACUACUACUCACUUCUACACAAACUGUGUUUACUGUUUUUCCUCGCAAAUAAUUAUUGUGUAUCUUUCUUUCUCAAAUCUGCUUUAGCUUUUUUGCUGUCUUCUGUCUUUAUUUUUUUUCCCUCUUGUAUUACUUUUCUCUGUAAAAACAUGUAAAAGGAAAAAAAUAAAAAUUAUGAAGGGUGAGGUGAAGAUGGAGAUGGUUACAAAUUCAUUUAUGCAUUUGCAUUGCA